UAAACAGAAUCCCGUGUGCUGCCAUGGACAGUGUGAAGAUGGAAUCUGUCCAGAUUAAAGAGGAGUUCCCUGAACUUGAACUGGUCCCCAUUAGAGUGGAGUUCUCUGGGCUGGCUUCCCUCCCCAUUAAACAGGAGCUCUGUGAGAUGCAAUGUGACAGCAGUCAGCCAGAGGUCUCUGACAUUAAAGCUGAGCACAUUGAAUUGGAGAUCCCCCAUACAGAAGAACCCCUUCCUGUUAAACAAGAAGAGGUGCUGGAAACUGUCCGUAUUAAAUGGGAGCCCCUUGAAGUAGAGUUUGAGCACAUGGAACCAGUGAAGGAAGAAUCUGAGGACUUCAAACCAAACAUCCCUGAGCAGGAGCCUGUACGCCUGCGGGAGUGUAGCGUGGUGCUGGAGAGAAUCUGCGUGAGAGAGCAAGGCGCUGGAGAGGAAGGCUCUCCCAACAGCAUGCAAGGAGGUGGAAAGGAAGACGGGCGCUCCCAUUCAGAAUGCAGUCUAGCAGGUUCCAGUCCAGCAGCUAAAGCGAGGGCGGGCGCUGGAGAAUAUCCUGACUGUGGGAAAGGUUUCACCCAGUUAGAGCAUUUUAAAACACACCAGCGAACUCACACAGGAGAGAAACCGUAUCACUGUUCUGACUGUGGGAAGAGUUUUAGUAGGUCAGGAAACAUGAAAGCACACCAGCGAAUUCACACAGGAGAAAAACCGUAUUGCUGCUCUGACUGUGGGAAGAGUUUCAGUCAGUCCGGACACCUUGUUUCACACCAGCAAAUUCACACAGGUGAGAAACCGUAUCGCUGCUCUGACUGUGGGAAGAGUUUCAUUAGGUCAAGAGACAUGAAAACACACCAGCAAAUUCACACAGGAGAGAAACCGUAUCGCUGCUCUGACUGUGGGAAGAGUUUCAGUUACUCAGGAGACAUGAAAAAACACCAGCGAAUUCACACAGGAGAGAAACCAUAUUCCUGCUCUGACUGUGGGAAGAGUUUCAGUCAGUCCGGACACCUUGUUUCGCACCAGCAAAUUCACACAGGAGAGAAACCGUAUCGCUGCUCUGACUGUGGGAAGAGUUUCAGUUACUCAGGAGACAUGAAAAAACACCAGCGAAUUCACACAGGAGAGAAACCAUAUUCCUGCUCUGACUGUGGGAAGAGUUUCAGUCAGUCCGGACACCUUGUUUCACACCAGCGAAUUCACACAGGAGAGAAACCGUAUCGCUGCUCUGACUGUGGGAAGAGUUUCAGUUACUCAGGAGACAUGAAAAAACACCAGCGAAUUCACACAGGAGAGAAACCAUAUCACUGUUCUGACUGUGGGAAGAGUUUCAGUCAUUCAAACAACCUUGUUUCGCACCAGCGAAUUCACACAGGAGAGAAACCGUAUCGCUGCUCUGACUGUGGGAAAAGGUUCCAUCUUAAACAAGGACUUCAAAAACACCAGCGAAUUCACACAGAAAAGAAACCGUAUCGUUGCUCUGACUGUGGAAAGAGUUUCAGUCAGUCAGGUACCCUGAAAACACACCAGCGAAUUCACACAGGAGAGAAACCGUAUUCCUGCACUCACUGUGGGAAGAGUUUCAGUCAGUCAAACAACCUUGUAUCACACCAGCGAAUUCACACAGGAGAGAAACCGUAUCGCUGCUCUGACUGUGGAAAGAGUUUCAGUCAGUCAAACAACCUUGUUUCACACCAGCAAAUUCACAGAGGAGAGAAACUGUAUUGCUGCUCUGAUUGUGGGAAGAGUUUCAGUUACUCAGGAACCCUGAAAGCACACCAGCAAAUUCACACAGGAGGGAAAACAUAUUGUUGCUCUGACUGUGGGAAGAGUUUCAGUCAUUCAAACAGCCUUCUUUUCCACCAGCGAAUUCACACGGGAGAGAAACCGUAUCGCUGCUCUGACUGCGGGAAGAGUUUCAGUUACUCAGGAGACAUGAAAGCACACCAGCGAAUUCACACAGGAGAAAAACCGUAUUGCUGCUCUGACUGUGGGAAGAGUUUCAGUCGGUCAAACAGCCUUGUUUCACACCAGCGAAUUCACACAGGAGAGAAACCAUAUCGCUGCUCCGACUGUGGGAAGAGUUUCAGUUAUUCAGGAAACCUGAAAACACACCAGCGCAUUCACACAGGAGAGAAACCGUAUUACUGCUCUGACUGUGGGAAGAGUUUCAAGCAUUUUAAAACACACCAGCGAACUCACACAAGAGAGAAACCGUAUCACUGUUCUGACUGUGGGAAGAGUUUUAGUAGGUCAGGAAACAUGAAAGCACACCAGCGAAUUCACACAGGAGAGCAACUGUAUCGCUGCUCUGACUGUGGGAAGAGUUUCAGUCAGUCAAACAACCUUGUUUCACACCAGAAAAUUCACACAGGAGAGAAACCGUAUCGCUGCUCUGACUGUGGGAAGAGUUUCAGUUACUCAGGAGACAUGAAAAAACACCAGCGAAUUCACACAGGAGAGAAACCAUAUUCCUGCUCUGACUGUGGGAAGAGUUUCAGUCAGCCCGGACACCUUGUUUCACACCAGCAAAUUCACACAGGAGAGAAACCGUAUCGCUGCUCUGACUGUGGGAAGAGUUUCAGUUACUCAGGAGACAUGAAAAAACACCAGCGAAUUCACACAGGAGAGAAACCGUAUCACUGCUCUGACUGUGGGAAGAGUUUCAGUUACUCAGGAGACAUGAAAAAACACCAGCGAAUUCACACAGGAGAGAAACCAUAUUCCUGCUCUGACUGUGGGAAGAGUUUCAGUCAUUCAAACAACCUUGUUUCGCACCAGCGAAUUCACACAGGAGAGAAACCGUAUUGCUGCUCUGACUGUGGGAAGAGUUUCAGUCAUUCAAACAACCUUGUUUCGCACCAGCGAAUUCACACAGGAGAGAAACCGUAUCGCUGCUCUGACUGUGGGAAGAGGUUCAGUCGGUCAGACAACCUUGUUUCGCACCAGCGAAUUCACACAGGAGAGAAACCGUAUCACUGCUCUGACUGUGGGAAGAGUUUCAGUUACUCAGGAGACAUGAAAAAACACCAGCGAAUUCACACAGGAGAGAAACCAUAUUCCUGCUCUGACUGUGGGAAGAGUUUCAGUCAUUCAAACAACCUUGUUUCGCACCAGCGAAUUCACACAGGAGAGAAACCGUAUUGCUGCUCUGACUGUGGGAAGAGUUUCAGUCAUUCAAACAACCUUGUUUCGCACCAGCGAAUUCACACAGGAGAGAAACCGUAUUGCUGCUCUGACUGUGGGAAGAGUUUCAGUCAUUCAAACAACCUUGUUUCGCACCAGCGAAUUCACACAGGAGAGAAACCGUAUCACUGCUCUGACUGUGGGAAGAGUUUCAGUUACUCAGGAGACAUGAAAGCACACCAGCGAAUUCACACAGGAGAGAAACCGUAUUGCUGCUCUGACUGUGGGAAGAGUUUCAGUCAUUCAAACAACCUUGUUUCGCACCAGCGAAUUCACACAGGAGAGAAACCGUAUUGCUGCUCUGACUGUGGGAAGAGUUUCAGUCAUUCAAACAACCUUGUUUCGCACCAGCGAAUUCACACAGGAGAGAAACCGUAUUGCUGCUCUGACUGUGGGAAGAGUUUCAGUCAUUCAAACAACCUUGUUUCGCACCAGCAAAUUCACACAGGAUUGAAACCGCAUCACUGCUCUGACUGUGGGAAGAGUUUCUGUUUUAAACAAGGAAACCUGAGAAUACACCAGCGAAUUCACACAGGAGAGAAACCGUAUUCCUGCUCUGACUGUGGGAAGAGUUUCAGUCUGUUAGGCAACCUUAAAACACACCAGCGAAUUCACACAGGAGAGAAACCGUAUCACUGCUCUGACUGUGGGAAGAGUUUCAGUUAUUCAGGAAACCUGAGAAUACACCAGCGAAUUCACACAGGAGAGAAACAGUACCACUGCUUUGACUGUGGGAAGAGUUUCUGUUUUAAACAAGGCCUUCAGAAACACCAGCAAAUUCACAGAAGAGAGAAACCUUAAAGACUAUGUUAAUUGGGACUGUUCUAUCAUGAAGAAAAAAUGUUAACCUUGCAUUAUGAAUUUGAAACAAAAACACUUUGGAAAUGUGAAAAAAGUUCUCAAAAGUACCCAGCCAUUUAAAGUAGAGAUAUCAAAAACACAAGACAAGUUUCAAAAAACCAUUGGGGCAACCUUGCUCAGCAGAAAACAAACAGGCACAACUGUAAAACCGAUGAGGUCCAAGGUUGCCCCAGUUGUUUCUUCUAACUUGUAUCAAAAACACAAGUUAACUUGGAAGAAACAAUUGGGGCAACCUUGGCCAGCACCAAGCAAACAGGCACAACUAUCAAAGGUGGGGGCCAAGGUUGCCCCAAUUUCACAACUAACACAUUUCUCAGUUUUAAUUCAGAAACCAAGUGUUUCUACUAACUUGGCUUGUGUUUUUCAGACACAGUAAAAGCAGAUCAAAUGCAUGAAACAAUUGGUUUCUGAAUUAAAACUGAGAAAUGUGUUAAUUGUGAAAUUAAUUUAUAAAGGAGGGACGAAAAGUCAGACGAAAACCAGAAGCCCAAAUAUUAUGUAAUGCAAUGUAAGGUCUCUCUGAGAAUUAUUAUUUUUUUUU
Acipenser ruthenus (sterlet) is the source of this 4581-nucleotide messenger RNA. RefSeq names its product zinc finger protein 721-like. NCBI's taxonomy places the organism in Eukaryota, Metazoa, Chordata, Actinopteri, Acipenseriformes, Acipenseridae. Gene Ontology annotation, biological process: negative regulation of transcription by RNA polymerase II. The record is from RefSeq and is a predicted model, not a curated record. Bases 24 to 3980 code for a protein of 1318 amino acids. Gene Ontology annotation, molecular function: DNA-binding transcription repressor activity, RNA polymerase II-specific. The transcript has 5 exons.